AUGAUGGGCGAUGAUGGUCAAGCUGGAUCCGGGGCGUUGGCUGGUCCAGAGGACUACUUCACUCAACGACAGAAACCAGAUGACAAGACGUUUCCACAAUUUAGUGAACUAGGAGAUCUCAAGCUGGAAGUCCUGCAGUUCGUGGCGGAAGCGCCCUUUGAGGGUCAAAGUCUGAAUUAUGUUUCCACUUUGACUCACUCUCUGCCACUAGUGUCAAAGGAGCUCAAGAGUUUGUCAGAAACAGAUUCUUUAUGGAAAGACUCCCUGUUUCGACAAGUUACAAGAGAUCCAGAAGUAUGGGGUGAAGGAGUCAAGAAAAUGUUUCUGAGCGCAGGAGGAGAAGACCAAGAAGGCGAAGCUUGGCCAAAUUUGCUCGAGCGAGUUCUCCAAACUCUGCAACUAGAGAGCUACCGUGACCUCUACCGGCAGGUGCUGAACUCUCAGGUCAGGACAAUUCUGCCAAUGUUUGUCAUGUUUCAACCAAUGAGGAAUCAACCUUAUGGAUUGCACUUCUUUGAGCCAAGGUAUAGGUUGUUGAUUGCCGAUGUGAUGGCUCCGUACCCGUUGUCAAGUAGACAAGGCGGUCCAAUCGUGGUGGCUGAAGGUCAAAAUCCGCCUGUCUUUAUCCACGGCAAUACACAUCCCCUCAUGAGAGGGUCUCCUGCUUGGUUGGUUCAAGUGGUCCGUUGCCGGAUCUACGAAGAUGGAAGGGCCGAUGUGUUCUCACUUCCUCUUCGCCCAUUAAUCAUUGAGAGCAUAUGGGAGCUCCCCAACAGUGGGCACCUUUACGCUGCCCAGUGCAUCAAAGCUAGUCCACGAGAGGCAGAAGCAAUGCCGAGUUCUUAG
This is a messenger RNA of Seminavis robusta, 846 nucleotides long. The record is from the annotation of a GenBank genome assembly. NCBI's taxonomy places the organism in Eukaryota, Bacillariophyta, Bacillariophyceae, Naviculales, Naviculaceae.